AUGUUGUCCCAGGUCCAGCGCGGCGGUUCUAGUCAGCGAUGGAGAAGCGCCAUCGGUGUGAUGGCACAUACAGAUGGAACAGGGAAACCGUCGUGUGGUAAGGAUCAAGGGAUUACCCCAUCCAUUGCGGCUUCCCACUCCGUUCACUCCGUGCCUGUGCCCGUGUGUCCCUUCCUUCCCUUGCCACAGAUUAAAAUCUCCGGGGGGAGGAGGCGCCUCACGCGCGUCGGUGUUACUCGGCCGAAUACCACGUAUAUCGCGGUCAUGGGGUUCACAGGGUCACAGGGUAAAUGGGCAAGGGCUUUCUACUUGCAGCGAAGAACAUGGUCGGCGAACGACCCAAUACUGUGGACUCGGUCGUUCGGCCUGUUCGGACUUCUCGGACAACGGACGGGGUACUUGGAAGGUAAGGGUCUUGGUCCCGGGGCUGUGGAAGGGGGUUUGACGACGAUCAUUGGUCGUGUAAGAGGGAUUUUCUUCUUCCGUCAGAACUAG
Molecule: messenger RNA, 495 nt
Organism: Pyrenophora tritici-repentis Pt-1C-BFP
Lineage: Eukaryota; Fungi; Ascomycota; Dothideomycetes; Pleosporales; Pleosporaceae
Source: RefSeq, a predicted model, not a curated record